Molecule: messenger RNA, 1137 nt
Organism: Metarhizium acridum CQMa 102
Lineage: Eukaryota; Fungi; Ascomycota; Sordariomycetes; Hypocreales; Clavicipitaceae
Source: RefSeq, a predicted model, not a curated record
AUGUAUCCCGACUGGCCAGAAUCAGAGGCCGAUUUGGUGCCACUCCCGCAGUUUCGGUUUCCCUACGACUACGACUGGGAGGGGCCGCCUGCACCUGCCACCGACGACUACGAUUGUGACGAGUACCGUGAACUGUUUUCUGCCCUCUACAACUAUGCGGACCCUUUUACCUGCGAGUGCCGUGCCUUUGGGCGCCUUCAAGAAUCAGGCCACGAGACGGUGGCGCUCAAGUGCUACAGCUACGUCUUGCUCGAUGAGGAGCACGAGCGCACCGUCAUGGCUCAGUUCCCCAAAGUCGCGUCCGGGGCCGACCUAGACUUCACCGGAUCCGGCGACUACCCCGGACUGGAUGAGCUGCGCUCGCGGUUUCUGGGAAAGAGUGGCAGGCCGCCGCCUAUUCGUGGCAUCGUCAAGGAGUUGGGUGUGGCCGACGAGGACAACUUGCGGCCGGCGGUUGCCCGCAACGUCCUGCGCGACAUCAUCAGACUACAGAAGCUCGGCAUUAUCGGCAUUGAUGUUAGAGACGUGCAGAUUGUCAGUGGCAAGUUGUGCGACUUCAGCACCGCCGUCACUACUCCUCAUUUUCUGACAACCCCGGAGAUCAAUCCGCAUCUGACAGCCGAUAUGGUCUCACUCAUGGAGCUUGCGACUUUUUCCAUAGCACUGCAAGACUAUAAGAGUUUUGACGACAUGAUACGCGAAUGGAACCUGUUCAUGGGCAAGGCGCGCCGCAUCUCCAUCACCGCAUUUCCUGGCGGCCGUGGCAGUGAGCUGCCGUACAAUCUGAGAAACAAAGCAGCCAAGGAGCGUAUCUUCACCUACGUUGACCCGAGAUCGUAUGACUGGAGGAUGCGCGGGGCAAAUCUGGAGACAAACGGCGGUGAUACGAUACGGCGGCGUCGAUCAGAUCGAAUAUCAAAUGUUCUUCCGGAGCGCGAAGGCGUUCCGCGACGGGAGGGCAUCUCAAGAACACGCAGACCAUUGACGUCUACGCCAUCCUUGUGGCAUUUUGAUUGCAGAUUUCGCCCGGUUAUUGCAGCCAAGCUGAGAGCUGGCAAUCCUCCGGGGGUCUGGUUACAGUGGUACCUGAAAGACGGUUUCCUAUUUCCUUACGAGGUGAGAGACUGUUGGUCCUAG